Anguilla anguilla (European eel) is the source of this 4289-nucleotide messenger RNA. RefSeq names its product solute carrier family 39 member 1 (gene slc39a1). NCBI's taxonomy places the organism in Eukaryota, Metazoa, Chordata, Actinopteri, Anguilliformes, Anguillidae. Gene Ontology annotation, cellular component: plasma membrane. Gene Ontology annotation, biological process: zinc ion transmembrane transport. The record is from RefSeq and is a predicted model, not a curated record. Bases 421 to 1320 code for a protein of 299 amino acids. Gene Ontology annotation, molecular function: zinc ion transmembrane transporter activity. The transcript has 4 exons.
AUAGCGCGGCCUGAGAGAGCGCUUCUCUUCUCCGCAGGCCGCGAGCCAACCAAUCCGCAAGCAAAAAGGGAAUCUGGGCAUGGCACCGCAGUCGCAGUGUAGCUAUUCCCAGUCUUUUAACAGGCGGAGCUAACGCCUGUGCAGGAGAAAUUUAUACACGGAAACAUGCGAAAUAAGUCACUUAAAGUUUCUUUUGGAAACAAAAACCAUAAGUAACUAAAAUAGCUAGCUAGACACGUAACUAUAAUUGACAACAUUUAAACACAUUUCGAAUGGUCGUUAAUUUGGAUAGCGUGGAAACUUGCGAUAUGUAGCUCUCGAUAGCUAGCAGUUGUAGUGUUUUGAAUCGUUUACUGAAGUAAAGGUGAACGCUAGGCUUUUCAGUGAUUAAUCUCGUGUUGUGUGGCUUGCCAGCUCAAGAUGAAAUACCUAUUGCAGGUAAAGAUAGGCGCGCUCGUGGGCUUACUGUUGCUCACCCUGUUUAUCGGAUUCAUUCCUGUCCGGAUGAAAUGGUUCAGGGAAACAAGCGGGACAGAAACCCACAAAGUGCUGCUGAGCUUCAUCAGCUGUUUCGCGGGAGGCGUCUUCCUCGCCGCCUGUCUUCUCGACAUCAUUCCAGACUACCUGUCUGACAUCGGGGCGGAGCUGGAUGCACGAGGAGUGGAUACCAGCUUCCCUGUGCAAGAGUUCAUCAUGGCAAUGGGGUUCUUCCUGGUGCUGAUCCUGGAGCGCAUUGUGUUGAACUGUACUGGCCGGAGGGGAGAGGAGAGUGCCCCUCUCCUUGGCCAAACAGGCCACGGGCACGGGCAUGGGCACGGCACAAAUGAUCUGGAGGGCAGUGCCCAGCAUGUCCACGUCGACUUGCAGGCCCACUCCUCCUUCCGUUCAUUCAUACUCUUCCUCUCCCUCUCCCUCCACUCUGUGUUUGAGGGCCUGGCAAUUGGCCUCCAGUCCACAGAGUCCAAGGUACUGGAAAUCUGCAUCGCCAUCCUGGUCCAUAAAAGCAUAAUUGUCUUCAGCAUGUCCGUCAAGCUGGUGCAGAGUGCAGUCAAGCCUUUAUGGGUGGCGGCCUAUGUGGGCGUUUUUUCAGUGAUGUCACCCCUAGGCAUCGCUGUGGGGAUCAGCGUGAUGGAGGCGCAGCUGGAGUCCAGCGCUCUCAUCCAGUCCGUGCUGGAGGGCCUUGCCGCGGGGACCUUCAUCUACAUCACCUUCCUGGAGAUCCUGCCCCAUGAGCUGAACUCUCCCGAGAGACCGCUGCUCAAAGUGCUCUUCAUCCUGCUGGGCUUCAGCGUCAUGGCCGGGCUCACUUUCAUGGGCUGAAGAGGACGCCCCCUGAAAGAGAGAGAGAGAGAGACUCAGCAGCAGCUGUUGGCACAGGGUGGCCUAAUGGGAUGGGCCAAUGCGCAAGUCCCCUUGCACUUCAGUGAGAUCAUACUGAGACAUUAUACCUUUUAUCUGAAUAGUGAAAACAAAAUGUGCUGCGGACAACCUCAUCUCGUAGAGGCUUUAGUUUAGCUUUUUUUGUUUUAACAUUGCACAACGCCACUGCAAAAUGAUAUUUUAUGGCUUUUAACGAAAGUGCCCAUCUGUUUAAUUUGAAAAUGACUGUUUUUUCCUUUCACUUUGUCAUGUCAAAUAGAAUUUUAACUACUUCAUUUUAAUCUGCUAGCUUCUAACUGACAUUAAAUAUAGGAGCAGAUGAUUGUUUUAUUCCAUUUGGAAUGUCAGUAUUUGUAUAUCAGUAACAGUGUUCUGGCAGAGAGACUUUUUAUAUUCACCCCUUAAAUGCCAAAGGUUUUUUAAAUUGUGUUAAGGAGAGCUUAAGGCAAAGUCUAAAAUUAGAUUUACAACGUAUAUAGAUCUGUGUGAAGGCACACACAUUUUGCUCAGAAACUCCUUUUUGCAGUGUCCACACCACUGCCUUCAGACAUGGAUUAAGUGACUCCAGCUUGGAGAAAGUGCCAAAAAAAAUGUUACCCCAGCCUGUUUUGUAACUCUGGUGAAUUGUGGCACAACACAGUUGUAGGGGAUUAUGAUGAAGAUGAGCAGUGCCAGUCUAUGCAAGGAUGUGUCAUCAGUGAGACAACAAUGGCAUAGAUUUGACCAAUGAGGAAAUUAGUGCUUAGGGGUUUGUAGGCUGAAACUGACUUGAACAGUAGAAUUGAGAAGGCUCAGUAACAACUGAGCUGUGUCCAUUUAGUUAGGCUGAGCUUAUGCAGGUCUUACAAUCACUGUUUUCUGUGCCCACUGUGGUAUUUAAGAUGAGCAAUAUUUCAUAACAUUUUGUAAUGUCCAAGUAUAUUAAUACAAAGUCAUUGUGUGUGAUAGGGUCAGUUAAAACAGUGUAUUGCCUGAAUGUUUUAGUGUGUGUAGAGCCUAUGGCAAUCUGUACCUACCAGGAAUUUGUAAUAUAUGCAGCGACUUGGUCCCUGGCUUGCAUGGUAUUGCUAGAUCUUUUCCACCUUUUGUUUGAUGUGGGCUUAUUCUGUCUGAAAUAAGGUUUUUUAUGUAGUGAUGGUGUUGCAGCCGCAAGCCUUGCUCACGCAUACCCUUUUUAUGGCACACAAGCAAUGAAUCCAUUCUGUGCGUAUCCAUGUACGUAUAUUGUAAAUCAUAUUUAAUUGUAUAUUUUGUUCAUAGUUCUAAGUUUUAGUAAAUACUGAGGCACAUGACUGUUUUAGACUACUGGAAACAAAGGGUUGUGUAAAUUGACUUGCAUCUUAACUGAAUAUACAUUUUUAUUCAGUCAAAUCAGGUUGAGACCCAAAUACCUCUGUUUGUGCUGGUAAUGUGUAUCAUCUUUGUAAGUGUUUACAUGCUAUAUGUUGCACUGCUCUGACAUUUGUUAUUGUAUCUGUGAAGAAAUGCAUACAUGAAUGUGCAUAGACAUAUCUGUCCUGCAGGUGAUUUUUUUUACAUGUCAUGUUAUUUCAAAAACAGCAGUUGAACACAGCUGCUAGUGAUUUUUAAGUUACUUUUGUAAAGGAGUAAACCCAAACAUCUUUAAAAUGUCUUAACUUUUAGGCAUUCAUAUUAUCCAGUGCUUUUCACUAUCAUGCAAUGUAAAAAAUACCAGAUAUGGUGGAUUUUAGUGGGUUUCCCAGAAACCUGAGGUUUUCACUCAUUUGAAAAGUAUGAGUGCUGGUUCCUUUUUAUCAACAGUCAUGCCAGUAUAAGAAACCCUGAACAGAGGAUCAGUCUAUUCAGUUUACAAAAUGGCUUUAAUAUACAGGUACCCCAGAGGAUUGCCGGAGUGUCCACAGUUCAUGUGACUCUAGCCUUGGUUAUCAUCCAUGUGUCAAAGCAAAUAGCAGCUUUGCAUGUCAUGAGUCUGAACUGAGAAGUGUGCAGGGACUACAGGAGCCCUACUUUUAGCUACCAGUCACAUAGGAGAAACCCCCUACUGUUGCCUUUGUUUGGCCUUGGUGCCUGAGGGUUCUCACUGUAGAGCAUGGCUGCCAUCAACCAUGUUGUCAUGCUUUAAGAAUAAACUAGAAUACAUGUCUAGUGUGUGAGCCACAUCCGUAGUUCAUUGGCCUCAUUUUCAGUUCUGUAGCAUUUGAGAGAAACAAAAAAGGGAGGAAGCUGUACUGCGAUAUCUCUGAAAGCAUCUACAAAUCAAAACUGAAACUAAACGGGGCAGUAAAGUGAAAGAAUAAUGGCAGAUGCAGGAGUGUGUGUUUAAAAACUGAUACAGUAUAUUUUGCACUCCUAUAAACUAAGUGAACAGUAAGCCCGUGUAUGAAGGUGUACCAAACCUGUGGUAUUUUACACUAUCUUCCACUUGAUAUUACUGCACUGAUAAGGUACCAUUUGUGCUACAAUAACUCUGAGUACCUGGUGAGGGAAUCCUCUGGCCAAACUGCAUUCCCUCCCGUUCCUGCAUUACCAGUGUUCACCUCCAUCACUGUCCCACAUUUGACUGUGACACGGAAUCAUGUGAUCUUACAAGCUUUGCUGCAGCCUGUUUUUUGCCUCUUGCCUUACAUUUAUAUAUCAUGUUUUGUCGCUGUCUUUUUUGUCUCCAGCUUCUGGUGGUGCUUGAUUUGAAAACACGAUUUCCUGUGCAUUAGAGUUUGUGCCAUUCAGCUAGUUUUAAUGACUCAUCACUGCCCCCUGCUGAUUGGCGUAUCUGAAGUGUGCAGCUUCACAUAAAUACCGUACAUUUCUAUUAGGUAAAAUCUAUGGCCUGGUUCCUCUUUAAGUAAAUAUGUUUCUACAUACAGGAUAUCUAUGCACCUGUACAAUACAAAUUAAUUUUGCACUAUUAAAUAUCCAUUCCAUCUAAA